Molecule: messenger RNA, 4212 nt
Organism: Mycena citricolor
Lineage: Eukaryota; Fungi; Basidiomycota; Agaricomycetes; Agaricales; Mycenaceae
Source: the annotation of a GenBank genome assembly
CUUCCUUCCAAUGUGUUUCUCCGGACGUUGGCUGACAUCGAUAACCGUCUCUCGGAAGGACCAGAUGCCUGACUACAUAUAAACUAAGACAGAAAGGUCCAAAGUCCACAUUUCUCACCCCCAAUUAGCUCUGAGCCGACGUUUUUCCGCAACCCUUCGAUGACUUCACGAUACGUACGAUGGAAUGCGCACACACGCGUUAGCCUUGGGUUGUGGGCGCUGGCGGACUUUGCGUGUGCGAAUCUGUUCGGUUGAGCGAGCCACAAGGGCUCAGGGUGCAACCAGAUCAUUGCGCGUCAAAAACACGAGGCAACGUGUGAUUUCGUCCUUUCCUAAAUCUCUUGACCGGCCCUAUCGGGACGAGUUCCCCCAAACUUGGUUCCCCGGUGUGGGCCCCGAGCCAAUAGCUGCGGCGCGUUAUAUCUUGUCCACGACUGCGAAUUGCUGUCCCUCCAGUAUCGCACCACUUCGCUCUCUCUCAAUCCCAGCGACUGGAUGCAGGCUUCAUACUCGACAGGGACUUCAGUCAAGAUCCACCAGGCCAUUCGUAUCGAAUGGGCAUCUUUCCAGGCAUGGCUGGCUGAAGAGCGACUGAGGUUGAAGCAGCGCGAACACCAUGUUCUCCUCGUAUCCCAACGCAAACGGGGGAAGGCUCGGCUGGGAGAGAAGGAGGAGCUUGCGGCAUUACACCAGGAAUUUGUUGAGAAGGCGCGCAAGGAAUGGUUGGCGCGCGUCGCUCGCAGUGAGCUGCACAUGGAGCACUGGGUUAUGACUCCCGACGAGAAAGCAGUGGUGAAGCAGAGUUUAGGCUGGACACAGUCAGAGAUGAUGGAGGCCUAUGGAAGAGAGGUUGGAUCGAAAUAUCAGCGAGUCAAUCCGAACACGCUAGGCAUGAAGGAGGCAAGAGAAAAGGUUUCGGAGGACACGAGGGGUUUUGCGGCCAGGACCACGGAGUCCGCCGCGCCCGCAUACGCGAAUUGGGCAGCUGAACUUUCCAAGGCAGCAGGACCUUCAGGUGUACAGACUACCCCCCAUACGAUUCCUCGCUCGCUCAAGUCAGUUGAACCACCUCGCAUGCCGCUGUACUUUGUCGGCGCCAUACUUCAGGGCGGCGACCUAGAUGCUGUCGCUGCAUCACAUCUUGAAUCGCUCGCACUGCAGAAGAGCGAAGAAAAGAUUCGGGAAUAUUACGUUGAAGCCUGCGAGGCUGCGAUUCGCUUCCAGCGGACUCUGGCAACUAUCAAUCCGUCUCAGCGAGAGGCAUCGCAGGAUGAAUUUGAACGCCGCAUGCAGGAUCUUGCGCGAAAGAAGGAAAGAGAGUGGAAGGACAUGAUCGUCAAGGAAGUCAGGAAACAACAGGCUAUGGAACUGGAGAAGAGGGCUGCAGAGCUACGAGCUAGACGCCCGCCGUCUCGACCUGCCAAGACAGAGACACGGCCACGAGAAAGUGAUUGGGAUUAUGUCGAAGAAUACCCCAAUCCUCGCAGCCACAGGCCGAGUGCAGCGCCAGGUGCCGAGGCUGCUCUGACUCAGCAGCGUCUGGAGGAGUAUUGGAAACGGCAGCACCAGAUGCUAGGGGAAGCGCAGUGGCAGACGAGCUCCUCUCCGCAACCACAGCCCCAGUCCCAGCAGCCUCGGCGGAAGCAGUACGCAAACACCGGCGGACCACGAUGGCUCCGUCUUUUCGCCCACUAUCCAAUACGUUCCACUGGAAUUGGACCCCAGACGAGGCAUCUUGAGCACUCUGGCGCGCUGGAUCACGCGCCCAAAGCGAUCGGCGACGAUAUCGUCAUUCGACUGGAGAGAGGCUGGCCAGAGAAUAACGCCAACAUCGACAUCCAGAAACGAACUCCGCGAAAGCUCCAGAAGCGCAGGACCAACGAAUCGACGACGUCUGCGCCGGCCGCACCUGGAACCGUCCCAAGUCCAGAAGGUGGACGAGAACGAGAACGAGAACGAGAACGAGAGCUCCGAAGAAGAGUUUCCGAUGCGAGGCCGGCAGCCGAUCAAACAACAGCACAAGAGACCCGUACAGAGGUCCCUGCCUCCCGCCUCACGGAAACGGAGGCAAGCCCCAAUCGGUCACGGCCGGCCGCUGAACGGAUGAGCGUCAAAGCUGAUGCGCCUGUGGAUACUCCAAGUGCAAAAUCACAUUUGCAAGAGAAUCCCAGCCAUGGCAAGGACCCCAAGAAAGAGAAGGUGGCCAGUCGUCGCGCCAGGCAGAUGCCCCGGCCUCCCCCCCGUUCCAAGUUUCCAAUGCACUCCUCACGGUUUUAUGAGGGUUUCAGUUCACGCGCAACAUCAAUUGCUGUCUCCAAUGAUGCAAAAGAACAUACCCUUUCCGCUGCAUCGGCACAACUCCACCUCUCACUCUAUCAUCCCAGUCUCGUGUCGCUCUUCUCGACCUUCUCCACUCCCGACGCGUUAUUUUUCGUGCUCGAACUAUGCGCUGCAGGCAGUCUUGAGAAGUACCUGCAGCGAGGGCCGCUUGCGGAAGAUGAGUUGCGCGGGGUGGUGAAAAGCCUGGCCGAUGGGUUGGUGUAUCUCCACAAACAAGGCAUCGUGCACCGGAACAUAAGCCCCUCGAAGAUCCUGCUGACUUCGGAAGGUCGUGUGAACCCAAGACGACGGUUUCACAUCUCUGAUUUGAUACUCCACUCGUUUCUGGACAUAGAACUUCCCGUCAAGCUCUUGCGGUUCUUGGCAACUGCAAAUAGUCUCAUCAGCAAACACGCUUUAUUUGAAACGAGCGCUGCGAACAAGCCCCCUGCUAUCUCUGUCGGUAAACAACAAUCUCUUCAACCACGUCACUUCUCUGGACCAAGCAAGCUGUCGGAUGGAGCCAAGUUUCUCUACACGGGUGCCGGCAUAUCUAGAAGAAUCGUUUCUGAUCCGCAUCCGACGAUAUCUCGGGGACAGCAAAAGUACCCCGCUUGGCUUUCUGCAAAGGCGCCGCUGAAGGAAAGCAAUCAACCUCAAGUGGAAGUGAAGAGAAGUCUCGCUGAGACUGGUGAUAGUCUACCUGUUGGGACGACACGGCCAAAGCCGUUCACGACCGCUCUGAUGUCGACGGAGUCGCACAAGACUGUUCAAGGAACUCUGACUGUACUCGCUUCGCGCUCGCUACUGGUUGAUUUACGUGUCGGAGAGAGGCGGCGGGGACAAAAAGGCGUUGAGGUCAUGCUUGUCGAUCCGAGCGGGACACGGACUUGCUUCGUGGCAGAUCGAGAUCUACGCGGCACCGCACCUGAGUGCUCCGUGCUGUCUAGCCGAACCGAGCAGGAAGCACACGCUGGAAACGCUCCCGACGUGCUACUGGAAGACAUACAACGACGCUGCGAUCCUGGUACAGCGCAUCAAACAGCGGACGUCCCGGGUGGAUAUGGUUCGCUCAGCUCACUUGCUACAUUCGUUCAAGUUGUUGUUCAGCUGACCUUGCACACUGACGCUGCCAAAUGCGUUCUGAUGGCCAACGAUCCUCAAGCAGACAUCGAACUCUUGCUCCCGGCCACAGGGCCGCCGAAGCUGCGCAUGCGAGUCUCCAGACAAGACGCGUCGGCUGAGAUCGCGACGCAUCGCAUCUCGGAAGAUGGCGGUGAAGAAUGGACCAAGAAAGUGCUCAAGAUCCCCGACAUCAAUGGUGCUCCGUGUAUUCUACCGGCGGAAUGUGAAGCUCUAGGCGCAAACGAGCAAGCCGCUGUCGACGAACUGGAACGCUUCUUGAGUCUGUGCCGCUUUCUGGAGAGCCCCGCAGCUCCACCCCCGAAUUCAAGUUGCACCGCCUCUAGUUUUCCGCAAAUCCACAUCAGCCCGCGUCCGCCGAAAUUCGCGACCUCUGUCGAAUGCGAUCUGGCUAGCGUAGAGGGGAUCCAUUCGUCUGUCACGUGGUGCGAGGAGGCAAGCAGUGAGACCAGAUUUCGUGCAGGAGUGGGCUGGUGUUUGCGCCAGAAAUCCAAGUACAAAAUCAUGUUCUUCGAUGGAGCGGUGCUGGAAGUGGACGUUGACCAGGAAUGCGCCAAGUUGACCGUUGGUGGUCAGACGACGAAACACACUCUCCGCCGACUGGGUCCCAUCGCUGACAGAAUAAAAGUGUUUGCAGACUUUGUUGACAUGUACGAUAAUAGUGCAGAUCAAGUUGGGGUAUCACUGUCCCCUGGCGGUGAUGUUACAGGUCCCGCCAGAGCCAGCCUGAGCGGGCUCUCACAGACUUAA